Striga hermonthica is the source of this 2778-nucleotide messenger RNA. Lineage: Eukaryota; Viridiplantae; Streptophyta; Magnoliopsida; Lamiales; Orobanchaceae. The record is from the annotation of a GenBank genome assembly.
AUGACGAUUCCAGAUUCAUCGGGGUAUGACUACAUGAUGGAAAAUGGGUCGAUAGAAUUGCCGUGCAAGCCGGAAGAGGAGAGGAGGAUCGUUCAAGAACUGACCGCCAAAGCGGAGUCUAAUUUGCGUGAGGGGAACUUGUACUUCGUCGUUUCUAGCAGGUGGUUCAGAAGAUGGCAGAGGUACACUGGGCAAACGGAAGGUGCUUAUCCAUUUGAGGAUCAUUCUAUCAUAUCUCAACCUCUAACAUUGGAAGAUAGACCUGGAGUUAUUGACAACAGUGAUAUAAUUGCAAGUGGACGGGAAAAUGAAGAUGAUGACCCACAGCUUCUCAGAACUGUGGAGGAAGGGCGUGAUUAUGUUUUAGUUCCACAAGAAGUUUGGGAGAAGCUUUUGAAAUGGUAUAAAGGAGGUCCAGCAUUGCCACGAAAGAUGAUUUCUGUCGGGGAUCAACCAAAACAAUUUGUUGUGGAGGUCUUCCCCCUUUCUCUCAGGCUAAUUGACUCUAGAGACCAGGGUGAAGUAAUUAUAAGACUUAGUAAAAAGGCUUCCCUGCAUGACCUCUAUGUUAAAGUUUGUCGGCUUAAAGGCUUGCAAACUGAUAAGGCACACAUCUGGGACUACUUCAAUAAGAAGAAACAAACUAUAUUGAUUUCGUCUAGCCAAACUCUACAGGAUUCUAAUUUGGAGAUGGAUCAAAAUAUUCUUCUUGAGGUGCCAGGUGACGAUUCUGGCAUGGAUUCAACCGGGAACGGCUUAGCUAUGGUUCCAGUGGAACCUAUGAGAUCAUCCUUUUCAAUUGCCGGUGGCCCUACUAUGUCGAAUGGUAAUUCAACUGGUCAUAGCUCCAGCUUAUACCAAAGAAGCACUUCUUCGUCCACAUGUGGAGGUAUGGAAAAUGGAUACAAUGAUGUAAACCCUGUGAUGAGGGGAGAUAAGGGUUUGGCAGGGUUGCAAAAUCUGGGGAAUACUUGCUUCAUGAAUAGCGCUGUUCAGUGUUUAGUUCAUACACCAAACCUGGUUGACUACUUCUUGCAAGAUUACACUGAUGAGAUCAACAAACAAAAUCCUUUAGGAAUGCAUGGGGAACUUGCUCUUGCUUUUGGAGAACUACUGAGGAAACUCUGGUCUUCUGGUCGAACACCAGUUGCCCCUCGUGUGUUUAAGGGGAAGCUUUCUCGUUUUGCUCCACAGUUUAGUGGGUAUAACCAACAUGAUUCUCAGGAACUCCUUGCAUUCUUACUGGAUGGGCUUCAUGAAGAUCUAAACCGUGUGAAACAAAAACCAUAUAUCGAAGCAAAAGAUUUUGAUGGUCGACCUGAUGAGGAAGUCGCAGAUGAGUUCUGGAGAUAUCACAAAGCGAGAAAUGAUUCGAUAAUUGUUGAUAUUUGCCAGGGUCAAUACAAAUCAACGCUGGUCUGCCCUAAAUGCAAUAAGAUUUCAAUAACUUUUGAUCCAUUCAUGUAUCUCUCCUUGCCUCUUCCUUCAACUGCUACUCGGUCAAUGACAGUAACAGUGUUUUAUGCUGAUGGAAGGAGCCUUCCAAUGCCAUUCACUGUUACGGUUCUCAAGCAAGGAUGCUGCAAAGACCUUAACGAGGCUUUGGGCAUUGCUUGCUGUUUAGGCAGUGAUGAAUACUUGCUCCUUGCUGAGGUCUAUGAACACCAAAUAUAUCGGUAUUUGGAAAAUCCGUCAGAGGCUUUGGCAACAAUUAAGGAUGAAGAACAUAUUGUUGCCUACAGGCUUCCCAAAAGUGACACAGAUCUAACAAGAUUAGAGAUAUGCCACCGAUACCAGGAGACUGAAAGGAAGAUGUUCCUAACACCAUUAGUUACUUCCUUGGAGGACCCACAGUCUGGAGCUGAUAUUGAUAUAGCCGUUAACCGAAUGCUUUCCCCUCUAAAAAGAAAGUCAUUUCUGGCUUCAACAACAAUCCACAUCAAAGGAGAAAAUGGCUCCACGAAUAGUGCAAUGGAAGAUGAAAUGAAGAUUUCAGGCACUCAGUUGGAAUCUGAACUCCAAUCAAUAGAUGAAAUGGAGCCAAAGGGCAUGUCUACUCGGGAGUUGUCUUUCCGGCUUAGCAUUACUGAUGCUAAGGGUUUUGGCUGCAGGUCUUUAGUGAAGGACUCACCAAUAAAACCAGGUCGUAUAGUCAAAGUAAUACUGGACUGGACUGAAAAGGAACACGAGCUGUAUGAUUCCAGCUACCUAAAGGAUCUUCCUGAAGUGCACAAGCCUGGAAUUUUAGCAAAGAAAACUAAGCAGGAGGCCAUCUCUCUAUUUUCGUGUUUGGAUGCAUUUCUAAAGGAGGAGCCUCUUGGUCCCGAUGAUAUGUGGUAUUGUCCUCGGUGCAAGGAACAUAGGCAAGCAAGUAAAAAGUUGGAUUUAUGGAGGCUGCCGGAUAUACUUGUCUUUCACCUGAAAAGAUUCUCUUAUAGCCGAUGGCUGAAAAACAAGCUGGAUACAUUUGUCAACUUCCCUAUCCAUAAUCUUGAUUUGAGCAAAUAUGUGAAGAGCGGUGGCAUGGAAGAAGGCUCCCAUUUGUACGAACUCUAUGCCAUCAGCAAUCAUUAUGGGGGCCUUGGUGGAGGACACUAUUCGGCAUAUUGCAAGUUAGUAGACGAGAACAGAUGGUAUCACUUUGAUGAUGCACACGUUUCGCCUGUCAACGAAUCUGAAAUAAAGACAUCGGCAGCUUAUGUGCUCUUCUACCGCAGAGUAAAAACUACAGCCACUGGCACUGUGGCUGAGUCAUCAAGCAGUCAUAGGGCCUCUUGA